Trichoderma harzianum CBS 226.95 is the source of this 2298-nucleotide messenger RNA. RefSeq lists its product as hypothetical. Gene Ontology annotation, biological process: ubiquitin-dependent protein catabolic process. The record is from RefSeq and is a predicted model, not a curated record. The transcript has 2 exons. Gene Ontology annotation, molecular function: ubiquitin protein ligase activity. Gene Ontology annotation, cellular component: cytoplasm. The coding region runs from base 444 to 1805 and encodes 453 amino acids. NCBI's taxonomy places the organism in Eukaryota, Fungi, Ascomycota, Sordariomycetes, Hypocreales, Hypocreaceae.
UUCUUGCUCUGCUCUGGCUUCGUUUCUUUUACUUCUUCCCUCCUCCCACGCGCGUUGCUUGCCGCUGUUCGUGAGCCGCGCAACAACACCUGCACGCAGCAAUCCUUUGAUAGCUGCCUGUUCAGCGUCCGGAGCUGCCGACUCACAGCGCGGCUUGAGGUUUUUUUUUCUUGUAUGACCUAGAUGGUACACUGAGCAAGGGAAAAAACGACACCCGGGACGGAGCCGGAAAAGAGAACGACGUUCCAGCAAAGAGCGCUUGUAGACCUACGCCCGACUUCAGCCUUGCAUGGUGCACUCCCUCCGCUCGCCGACGACUCCGAGCCUGUAUCGCUCUGGACUAGAGAACCCAACCGCCGUCGCACGAUCCAUGCUGCCUGUCUCGCCUGCAAUCUAGACGUCGAGUUCACGACCUGCUAUCGCCAUCCUGCAAAGCCGCCACAAUGACUGUCAUCGACCAAGUCGCUCACGUCGUCGCCCACGUCGUCGUGAGGGCUGCGACAGAAACUGCUUCUUCGACAACGUCAGACACCACCAGCCCGCAGACUGCUAUUCCCUCCAACACAAAUAACAGCAACAACAACAACAAGGGCGGCGGCUCCAGCUCGCCGCUGCUCUUCUUUGUAGCCCUCGGUUUUGGUGUCGUCUUCACAAACUUGUGGAUCAUCGUCGGUGUCAAGUACUGCUUUAGAUAUAAUGCUCGCAACCGGGCGCGCAUGACCAACGAAGAUGGCGAGCCCAUCACGCUCGAGAACAUGCCUCGCCCUCACCGGAGAAGGCGAGAAAAGAAGCUCAUGACCAUGGACGAGGUCAACGACAAGUUCCCCAUGAUGAAGUACAAGACUUGGGUUUCACAACGUGCUCGAGAAGGCUUGCCCACAUCUGGAGGAGUUGAAGCGCCCAGUCGGCCCAACAGCGUUCACAACGCAGACGGAGCCAUUCCUGACCUUGCUCCGAAAGAACGCGCCUCGGCUGAGGUUCGUGCCCUCGACGAGGCUACACCUGCCACCAAGACCGAACCCGCCAAAGAAACCACCGUAAAGGAAGAUGACGACAAGAAGGACGUUACGGUUGUCGGCGAAACGGCAGAAGACGGACCCGUGAAGCCCCAUGGCAACUUGAAGCGAACAACAACCGAAGAAGAAGAGGAUGAGGAGGACGACGAGGACGACGAACAAAUCACCGCCGCUCUGCCACCGGAACUUCUCAACACAUCUGGCGAUACUUGCGCUAUUUGCAUCGAUACCCUCGAAGACGACGAUGACGUCCGUGGACUGACCUGUGGCCAUACUUUCCACGCAGUGUGUGUCGACCCUUGGUUGACUAGCCGCCGUGCAUGCUGCCCGCUGUGCAAAGCCGAUUACUACGUCCCGAAGCCCAGACCCAACCCUGAAGGCGAUGCCGCCGCCGCUGGCAAUUCCGCCAACCUCGAUCCGCGCCAGAACUCCCGAAUGAACCUGCCCAUGGGUCUAUCAACAGCCUGGUUCCGGUCUUCAAGUAACCGCAACAACAGCAACAGCAAUAGCAACAAUGACAACUCAAGAGCUCCGUCUUCUUUGCUACGGUUCCCCCGGCGACGGGUGCAGGAGGUGGCGCUUGAUGCGACAUCACAAGCUCAACAGGCUCAGACAGCAACCAAUGCUACAGAGACAUCUCAGCCGUCUCCUCCCGUCACCAUGCUUUCGUCUGUCCGACAUGCCAUCCGCUUUGGACGUACAGUCGAGCCGUCACCACGGAUGAACGCGGAGGCAGUGACCCCAGCGCAGCUGGAGGCCGGCACUCGUCCAACAACUACUGCUACAUAAUGCAGCGGAUUGCGCCUUUGCAUUUAUUCUUUUUUUGUUUCAGUUUAACGUCCCCACACGAUCUACUUAUCACGCAACGAUGGUAUUCUCUCUCUUACAACAUAUGUGUUGAGCACACCCGUCACCAGCUCGAAUCGUAUCAUCCACCCGGUUUGGAAUUUAUCUCGCAUUAUGACAGCAUUUCUGAUUUUUCGCCCCCUUUUAUACGUGUAUUUAGCCAUGCCAAGGCGGAUGCACAAACGUCGUCGAAGUGGACUGCAACGUAUAUAUACGCUCAUAAAGGGGCACCCAAGGUAAGACAGUUCUUUAAAAUAUGGUUAGCUAUGGGAAAUAGGACGGCAGGGAAGGGGGCGACGCACGGUUCUUAUGUAUGAAGGAGCCCAUGUACGAAUGGUUUUUUGCUCUCUGCUUUUGGGCCCUACAUUGGGCUGGUUAUUUUUUUUUUCUUAUCCACGGAGCUCCGAGCGUGUCAAAGACGGAGGUGAAAUGGGAC